GGGCAGGAGGAUAGAGCGCGCAGGAGAGAGAGAGAGAGAGAGUGAGAGAGAGAGAGAGUGAGUGAGAGAGAGGGAGAUACGCAUUGACUGAGAAACAUAGAUUUUCAUCCAACCUAUCUGUUUUUUUCUAAUCCUCGACUGCACUGUUUAACGUUGAUUGUCUAGCUGGACAAUAUUUUGUAUUAGCCUAUUACGCCGUUUCUUUUGACGAAUAUUGGCCCUCGUUGCUGUAAUUUAAGUGUAUUUGUGGCGAACUUCUCAUAUUUCCCAUUUAUACUUAAACUGCAUCAUGAAUAGUUUGUGGGCACCUCUCGAUCUCAUACCUUUGGAAUGGUGGGGAUUACGCAGCCGAAAAACGGGGAGCAUGUAAACGCGGAUGGAGUUUGGGAUUUAUUGCAAAAUAAGGGAAAGAUGACUGUCUUCUCUUUGUGUCUCCUAUUGUGCGCAGAUCUACUGGAUUUAGCUGUUGGAUAUUUGACAGUAACCAUUGAGCCCCUUCCUCCUGUUGUUGUGGGAGAGACUGUCACCCUGAAGUGCAACUUCAAGACUGAUGGAAGACUUCGAGAGAUUGUGUGGUAUAGGGUCACAGACGGGGGCACCAUUAAGCAGAAGAUCUUCACCUACGAUGCUAUGUUUAAUACCAAUUACUCUCAUAUGGAGGACUACCGCAAACGGGAAGACCUUGUCUACCAAUCUACAGUCCGGCUCCCGGAGGUACGGAUCUCGGACAAUGGACCGUAUGAAUGCCACGUGGGCAUCUACGACCGAGCAACGAGAGAAAAGGUGGUCUUGGCAUCAGGAAACGUCUUUCUCACCGUUAUGUCACCUCCAAACAACAUCUCAGUUUCGGCAGAGAACUGUCCAGCUCCAUUCAGCCGGUACCAGGCCCAGAACUUCACUCUGCUGUGCACUGCAAAGGGAGGCAAACCUGCACCUUCGGUGUACUUUAAGCGGGAUGGAGAGUUGAUAGAGGUGAUAUCCUACAUCCACCCCUCAGCCGAGGACGGCGGUGGCUCAGCAGGGGUGCGGGGUGCCAGGCCACUCAUCAGCAGAGACCUGGACGACACCAAGCUGCAGAGGUCCCUCUCCCUGUUGGACCCCGAGGGCCGGCCAGCCCGCAUGUUCACCGAGAGCCCUGAGCAUCGUUGGACCCCGGGCCAGCACACCCAGGGUCGGCAGCAGAAGGAGCAGCCCAGCCCUGCCACGGAGAUCAUUCCAGAGACAGUUGUGAGCCGGGAGUUCCCUCGCUGGGUCCAGAGCACUGACCCACUCUACUACUUCAGCCACACUCACAUCUCCCAGAGUGAUGGCUCUGUGCUGGUGCAGGCCAGACUCACCUGGACCCUUAACCCCCAGCUGGACAAUGACGCCAUGUUCAGCUGUGAGGUCAAGCACCCAGCACUGUCCAUGCCCAUGCAGACAGAGGUCACACUGGCGGCUCCUAAGGGCCCCAAGCUUUUGAUGACCCCCACCAGGGCAAAGGUAGGGGAUACGGUGCGCAUCACCGUGCAAGGAUUCCAGGUAGGCGCUGGGGUUCCUGGGAAUGAGGUGUUCCCUGAGCCCCUCUUCACCUGGACCCGGGUCGGGGGCCGUCUGCUUGACGGGAGUGCCGAGCGGGAUGGGAAGGAGCUGAUUCUGGAGCGAGUGCCAGCCGAACUCAACGGCUCCAUGUACCGCUGCACGGCCCAGAAUCCUCUGGGCUCUACGGACACGCACACUCGCCUCAUCGUCUUUGAAAAUCCUGCCAUGAUGAAAAACACUCAGAAUCCGAACAAUGGAGCCCCUCGCGUGGAUGUAGUCGGACUAAUAUGGAUGGUGCUGUCCCUGGCCCUCACAGUGACUGUGGAACUGACGUGAACCCUCCCAGCCAACACACACUCUGUACACACACACAAUACACACACAACACACAGUAGACCCACAGAGACACACACACACACACAAACAAUCCCAAGCCUUUCCAACACACAUACACACACCGCAUACACAUACCACAAGCCCAAAACACCACAACACCACAAACAAACACACAUACAACCACACCACACAGUCCUGCAAGCCUUUUCCAGUCAUCCAACUGGCCCUCCAUGCAUCAGUCUUUCAGGAACCAGUGCCACCACCCGAUGGGCCUCCACUCUGUUUUUGAAAUGAAAUAAUAACAAAGAUUAUAAUAUAAAGAAAACAACUUACUGAACAUGAGAAUAACCACUUCCAGUAUACCCCUCCCCCGACCACACCUUCUUUUUGUUUCUUGUCACACCUCUGCCUGUU
Molecule: messenger RNA, 2271 nt
Organism: Salmo salar (Atlantic salmon)
Lineage: Eukaryota; Metazoa; Chordata; Actinopteri; Salmoniformes; Salmonidae
Gene: igsf21a
Product: immunoglobin superfamily, member 21a
Biological process (GO): heterophilic cell-cell adhesion; homophilic cell-cell adhesion
Cellular component (GO): adherens junction
Source: RefSeq, a predicted model, not a curated record